AGUUUCCAACGUUUUCUGCCCGCUGUCAAUUUUCGUCAAAACUUCCUUUAUUUUUCGCGAAAAGUUUAGCCGGUGGAAAUUUAUUAACUAAAAAGUGUUCAAAGGUUAUAACAAAGAAGAAUAAGAAUUGUAACAGAAUGCAAUGAUAUUGACAGUUGUUGUAUAUAAUCUAAUUGGUCUUGGUAUUCUAACCUCUCUUGGUUAAUGGGAAAUUUAAAUCGACAUAUAAUGCGAUUUCUCGUCUGAUUUCUCCUGCAACUGAAUAAUAAACGAUAUUUCUGUUGCUUUUGCGGUACAAUGUAACGAAAACAAUUGCGUGACUCCGACGUUUUAGGUGUAAUUGUGAUAACAUAACCUCCAAAGUACUAGGGGUAUUUCGAGAGCAGUGCAUUGUUACUGCUAUUGUUGCAUUUAAAAAUAAAAAUAAGUAAAAGGAGAAUUACGAGAAAUAGGUGGGAGAAUUAUUGAUUGAAAUGAGUGAAGACAGUUCAUAUGUACAGAAUAAGGAACGAGUUGAAGUUUCUUCUAACGAUAAUGCAGAUCAGUGUCUUGAUGACAAACUUAACGGUGACCAGUCUGGUGAGACUGUGAAAUCAAAGACGAAGUAUGAGGUUCCUACAAAAGUUAUAAAGGAAAAACCUAAGGUACGGAGUAGAAUAGAUGAAGAACAAAUCGAAGAAUUUGAUACCGAUGAUGAGGAAGAAGAAAAGAAAGAUGAAGAAGAAGAAGAAGAAGAGCAUACAGGUUCUCAAAGUGAUAAGCCAUUAACUUGGAAUGCUCAGCUAAAUAAGUGGGUACCAAGCUCGGACAGUUCUACCUCACAAGCACCAGGAAAUGAAGAUGAUCCUUCAAAGCAUUAUGAGUUUGACGGUCAAACCUAUUUGUAUACAGACAAAGUUAGUAAUAUAACAUAUAAAUUUGACCAGGAGAAGAAUGAAUGGGUCGUGAAACAAUCGGAGAGUUCUGGUACAAAUACUCAAGAUGUACAAGCAACUGGUCCUGCCGUAGCAGCACCUGGUGGUGUUUACGGCUUUGAGAAUGACACUCAUACAUACACAGAUCCAAGCGAUGGAAGCAUGUACAUAUGGGACCGAGAAAAGAGCGCUUGGUUUCCCAAGGUGGACGAGGAUUUUAUGGCCAGGUAUCAAAUGGGAUAUGGCUUCACAGAUCCAGAACAAGCUAAAAGUGCAUCUCCACCAAGACCCGUGAAACCUGUCCUCUCGAAAGCAGAAAAGGAGGAAAAGAAAGCAGAAGCUAAAAGAAAAGCCCAGGAACCACCGACUUGGUUCGAAGUAGACGAAGCUCAUAACACAGCAAUCUAUGUAUCUGGUUUACCAUUGGAUAUAACAUUGGAUGAACUCACAGAACUUUUCUCCAAGUGCGGACUCCUUGCACGGGACGAGAAGGGGAAAGACAAGAUUAAAUUGUACAGAGACGCACAGGGGGCGCCAAAAGGGGAUGCAUUGUGUACUUACAUAAAGGUGGAAUCCGUGGAGUUGGCCUUGAAGAUCCUAGACGGCAGCCAGCUGAGAGGGAAGACUUUGUCAGUCCAGAGGGCGAAGUUCCAGCUGAAGGGGCAGUACAAUCCGGGGUUGAAACCGAAACGCAAGAAGAAGGACAAGGAGCGGCUAAAGAAGAUACAAGAAAAACUCUUCGAUUGGAGACCGGAACCGAUGCGAGGCGAGCCCUUGAAAUGCGAACGCGUGGUCAUAAUAAAAAAUCUCUUCUCCCCGGAGGAUUUCGACAAGGAGGUCGCAUUGUUGCUCGAAUACCAGCAAGACAUCCGCUCGGAAUGCCAAAAAUGCGGGGACGUGCGAAAGGUGGUCAUUUACGAUAGACAUCCGGAAGGCGUCGCUCAAGUGACGUUCCGAGAGCCAUCGGAAGCGCAGACGUGCAUUCAACUAUUGAACGGCCGUUGGUUCAGUCAGAGAAAAAUAUCGGCUGAAAUCUGGGAUGGAAAGACCAAGUACAAAGUGCGGGAGACGGAAGAAGAAGUGGAGGCGAGGUUGGACAAGUGGGACAAGUUCUUGGAGCAAGAGGAAGACAAGAAAGAAGCGGCGGCCUUAAAAGCUAAAGAAUCCACCUAAAAAGAAGUACCGUUCAAUCGGUCUCCGAGGGGACAUCAAUUAAGCGAGAGCAGUCUUAGAACAAGUGACGAUUUGUCGAAGUCUAAGGCGAAUUAAAUCGAUUAACAGGAGUCGUCGCGAUUACGAUUACCGACCGCGUCGCUCCUUCGAUAGCUUUUAACUCUAGCCGUAAAAUGAAGUUAAACGCCCGAUCGCUGCUACAUUAGUAACGUCGUGACACAAUGUAGACCACAAGGGAUAAUAAAGACAAAUAAUUUUGA
Messenger RNA from Orussus abietinus, 2347 nucleotides. It is a transcript of the gene barc, whose product is annotated as HIV Tat-specific factor 1 homolog. NCBI's taxonomy places the organism in Eukaryota, Metazoa, Arthropoda, Insecta, Hymenoptera, Orussidae. Gene Ontology annotation, molecular function: RNA binding. The record is from RefSeq and is a predicted model, not a curated record. The transcript is spliced from 7 exons. Gene Ontology annotation, biological process: mRNA splicing, via spliceosome. The coding region runs from base 474 to 2087 and encodes 537 amino acids. Gene Ontology annotation, cellular component: U2-type spliceosomal complex; U2 snRNP.